AUGGAAAAUGCUCUCGACCCCGAGAUCCAGGAGAAUCUACUACGUGCACUGCGGCAACAACAGCAGGCACAGGGCGAUCACCAGGAGGUACCUCCACAGCAGCAAGUGCCUCGACAGCACGAGCAGCAGCAAGUGCCUCUACAGCAGCAGGCACCACCUCAACAACCAGCACCUCCUCAACAGCCAGCACUUCCUCAGCCGCUGCAGCCAUUAUCGCUGCAAUUUCAAGGCUCGCAUCAGCAGCUGCAGCAAUUGCCGCCGCAAUUUCAAGGCCAGCAACAGCAGCCUGAAGCCAUUCAAUAUUAUGAUAAUAAGCGGCUUCAGCAUGUCAGGAAUGUGCAGCUGCAGUUGCAUCAAAUGCAGCAACAAAUCAUGCUGCCACCAACCCAACAGCAGCCUCAACAGUAA
Trichogramma pretiosum is the source of this 408-nucleotide messenger RNA. RefSeq names its product alpha/beta-gliadin A-III-like. The transcript has a single exon. The record is from RefSeq and is a predicted model, not a curated record. The coding region runs from base 1 to 408 and encodes 135 amino acids. NCBI's taxonomy places the organism in Eukaryota, Metazoa, Arthropoda, Insecta, Hymenoptera, Trichogrammatidae.